This is a messenger RNA of Prunus mume (Japanese apricot), 4835 nucleotides long. The record is from RefSeq and is a predicted model, not a curated record. Lineage: Eukaryota; Viridiplantae; Streptophyta; Magnoliopsida; Rosales; Rosaceae.
AACAGACAGCACCUGAUCAUUUUCUCAAACCUCCUCAAACUUCCCCAAAAAUCAAUGAACUUCCUGUUCCCCACCCUGUCCCCUCUUUCUCUCUCUUUGUUGCAGAACGAUUUCUAGGGUUGUCAGUGGAGUUUCCUUCACCAAAACGCACAAAUUCACACGGUGGUCUCUGCGUUUCAUUGCAUUCAAAAUCGCAAUCCAAUUCGCCCCAAAUUCCCAAUUCGGAGCUUUCAAAUCCAACCCAAUGAGUAAUGACUCUCGCCACCAGUGAAUGGCUCGCUUUCACCCUCCCACUCUCCAUUUCGCCUUCUUCUACAUCCUCAUAGCCCUAACCACAAACCCUCGCCUACUCCUCGCCUCCGAUGACGACGAGUUUUCGAUAAUCGAUUCCGAUGCCAAUCUCUUCCACCAGGACUACUCGCCGCCGGCUCCGCCUCCACCUCCGCCGCACCCGCCGUCAGUCUCGUGCACCGAUGACCUCGGCGGCGUCGGCACUCUGGACGCCACGUGUAAGAUAGUCGCCGACACGAACCUCACCACCGACGUGUACAUAGAAGGGAAGGGCAAUUUUUAUAUCCUACCCGGGGUGAGAUUCUAUUGCUCGAGUCCUGGUUGCGUUGUAAUUGUUAACAUUACUGGUAACUUUAGUUUAGGCAACUCCUCGUCGAUUUUAGCUGGGGCUUUCGAGCUCACGGCGCAAAAUGCCAGCUUUCUCGAUGGCUCGGCGGUGAACACGACGGCUUUGGCGGGGAAGCCGCCGGCGCAGACCAGUGGGACCCCUCAGGGGAUUGAGGGGGCGGGUGGGGGCCACGGAGGACGGGGCGCAUGUUGUUUGGUGGAUGAGACGAAGCUUCCGGAGGACGUGUGGGGCGGCGACGCCUACUCGUGGUCGACGCUGCAGGGUCCGCGUAGUUUUGGGAGCCGAGGGGGGUCGACGAGUAGGGAGGUGGAUUAUGGAGGUUUAGGGGGUGGGAGGGUGUGGCUGGAGAUCAAGAAAUUUCUUGUGGUGAAUGGAAGUGUUUUGGCUGAAGGAGGUGAUGGAGGAACAAAAGGUGGAGGUGGUUCUGGUGGCAGCAUCUACAUUAAGGCUCGUAAAAUGACUGGUAAUGGCAGGAUAAGUGCUUGUGGCGGCAAUGGUUAUGCUGGUGGUGGCGGUGGAAGAGUGUCAGUUGAUGUCUUUAGUAGGCACGAUGACCCAAAAAUUUUUGUGCAUGGAGGAAGUAGCUAUGCUUGUCCAGAAAAUGCGGGUGCUGCUGGGACUCUAUAUGAUGCAGUUCCUCGAAGCCUUUUUGUUAACAAUCAUAACAAGUCAACAGAUACAGAAACACUUCUUUUGGAGUUUCCUUUUCAUCCUCUUUGGACAAAUGUUUAUAUUGAAAAUAAGGCGAGGGCCACUGUUCCUUUGCUUUGGAGUCGUGUCCAGGUACAAGGACAGAUAAGCCUUUUGAGUGAUGGUGUGUUAAGCUUUGGACUUCCACAUUAUGCUUCAUCAGAGUUUGAGUUAUUGGCUGAAGAGUUGUUAAUGAGUGACUCUGUAAUCAAGGUGUAUGGGGCCUUACGCAUGUCUGUAAAAAUGUUCUUGAUGUGGAAUUCCAAGAUGCUCAUUGACGGUGGUGGGGAAGAAGCUGUUGAGACAUCCUUGCUUGAGGCUAGUAACUUAGUUGUUCUUAGGGAAUCAUCUGUGAUACACUCUAAUGCAAACCUGGGAGUUCAUGGACAAGGUUUGUUGAACUUGUCAGGACCAGGAGAUUCGAUUCAAGGACAACGUCUGGUUCUAUCACUAUUCUACAGUAUUCAUGUUGGACCUGGAUCUGUUUUGCGUGGUCCCUUGGAGAAUGCCACAUCUGAUUCUCUGACACCAAAGCUGUAUUGUGAAAACAAAGAUUGCCCCUCUGAACUACUCCAUCCACCUGAAGAUUGCAAUGUGAACUCAUCCCUGUCCUUUACUCUUCAGAUAUGCCGAGUUGAGGAUAUCAUUAUUGAAGGCCUUGUAAAAGGAUCCGUUGUCCAUUUUCACCGGGCAAGGACCAUUGCUAUCCAGUCUUCUGGAGCACUAAGUGCAUCAGGAAUGGGCUGUACCGGCGGCAUUGGUAGUGGCAACAUUCUAAGCAAUGGAAGCGGCAGUGGUGGCGGGCAUGGUGGUAAAGGUGGGAUUGCAUGUUAUGAUGGUAGUUGUGUUGAGGGUGGAAUCUCAUACGGGAAUGAAGAGUUGCCUUGUGAACUUGGUAGUGGAAGCGGAAAUGACAUUUCUGCUGGUUCAACUGCUGGUGGUGGUAUUAUCGUAAUGGGUUCUUCGGAGCAUCCCUUGUCAAGUUUGUCCGUUGAAGGCUCGAUGACAACUGAUGGUGAAAGUUUUGAAAGGACUACUUUAAAAGAAAAUUUUCCCCUUGUUAAUAGUUUAAGUGGAGGUCCUGGGGGUGGGUCUGGUGGUUCUAUACUUCUGUUCUUGCGAACACUAGCUCUCGGUGAGUCUGCCAUUCUUUCAAGUGUUGGGGGAUACAGUAGUUCCAUUGGCGGUGGUGGAGGUGGUGGUGGAAGGAUUCAUUUCCAUUGGUCAGACAUUCCCACUGGAGAUGUGUAUCAGCCCAUUGCAAGUGUGGACGGAAGCAUCCUUUCAGGGGGAGGGGAGGGUAGGGACCAGGGUGGUGCUGGAGAAGAUGGAACGGUGACGGGGAAAGAUUGCCCAAAAGGUCUUUAUGGGACCUUUUGUGAGGUAUGCCUAAAUUGUUUGGACAUAGUUUGUAUUCAUCAUUGUCCUGCUAAUGAGCUUCCCCUUCGUGCAAUUUAUAUUUCUGUCCGAGGUGGUGUUGCUGAGGCUCCAUGUCCUUUCAAAUGCAUUUCAGACAGAUAUCACAUGCCACACUGUUAUACGGCUCUUGAAGAAUUGAUUUACACGUUUGGUGGGCCUUGGCUAUUUGGUCUUCUUCUGAUUGGUCUCCUCAUCCUGUUAGCUUUGGUUCUCAGUGUUGCACGAAUGAAAUUUGUUGGGGUUGAUGAAUUACCAGGCCCCGCUCCCACUCAACAUGGCUCACAAAUAGAUCACUCCUUCCCUUUCCUGGAGUCAUUGAAUGAGGUUUUGGAAACAAAUAGAGCCGAGGAGUCACAGAGUCAUGUGCACCGGAUGUAUUUUAUGGGUCCUAAUACGUUUGGCAAACCUUGGCAUUUACCCCACACUCCACCAGAGCAAGUAAAAGAGAUUGUAUAUGAGGGGCCAUUCAAUACAUUUGUCGAUGAGAUUAAUUCCAUAGCCACUUAUCAAUGGUGGGAAGGAGCAAUGUACAGCAUUCUUUCUGUUCUUGCCUACCCCCUUGCAUGGUCAUGGCAGCACUGGCGCCGAAGAUUGAAAUUGCAACGUCUCCGUGAAUUUGUUAGAUCGGAAUAUGAUCAUGCCUGCUUACGGUCUUGUCGUUCACGAGCCCUAUAUGAAGGGAUCAAGGUAGCUGCAACUUCUGACUUAAUGCUAGCAUAUGUGGACUUCUUCCUUGGUGGGGAUGAAAAGAGAACUGAUCUUCCUCCUCGUUUACAUCACAGAUUUCCUAUGUCAUUACCUUUUGGAGGUGAUGGAAGUUACAUGGCCCCUUUCUCACUUCACAGCGAUAAUAUUGUUACAAGCCUCAUGAGUCAGUCAGUCCCACCUACCACAUGGUACCGUAUGGUGGCUGGUUUGAAUGCACAAUUACGCUUAGUUUGCCGUGGGCGGCUAAGAGUUACUCUUCAUCCUGUCCUUAGGUGGCUUGAAAGUUAUGCCAACCCUGCUUUGAAGAUUUAUGGUGUACGUGUCGAUCUUGCUUGGUUUCAGGCUACAGCUUGUGGUUAUUGUCAUUAUGGAUUGGUGGUGGAUGCUCUUGAAGAGGACAGUGAUCCGGCCUCUGUUGUGAGCAUCGAUGGAGCAAUACGAACUGAAGAAUCACGCGCAAAUAUCAUUUACAAAGAAGAUUCAUUGGGUCAUUUGAGAGAAACACUCAUAAGCCAAUCUCACAGAAGCAGUGAAAAUCUAAUGAGGCGAAAGAGAACAUAUGGAGGGAUUAUAGAGGCUAACAACUUACAAAUGCUUGAAGAAAAGAGAGAUAUAUUUUAUCUUCUCUCUUUUAUACUUCAUAAUACUAAACCUGUUGGACACCAGGAUCUCGUUGGUUUAGUCAUCUCGAUGCUCCUCUUAGGAGAUUUUAGCUUAGUUUUGCUUACAUUGCUCCAGUUGUAUUCAAUUUCAUUAGCGGAUGUCUUUCUGGUUCUAUUUAUUUUACCGCUUGGCAUUCUUCUUCCAUUUCCUGCUGGUAUCAAUGCUCUAUUCAGUCAUGGACCCAGACGUUCUGCUGGCCUUGCACGUGUACAUGCUUUGUGGAACCUUACAUCCCUGAUUAAUGUCGUGGUUGCUUUUGUUUGUGGAUAUGUUCAUUAUAACACUCAGUCAUCAAAUAAAAUACCUCAAUUUCAACCCUGGAAUAUUAGCAUGGAUGAAAGUGAAUGGUGGAUUUUUCCUGCUGGACUGCUGCUUUGUAAAAUUUUUCAAUCCCAGCUAAUCAACUGGCAUGUUGCCAAUCUGGAGAUUCAAGACCGUUCAUUGUACAGCAAUGAUGUUGAGCUGUUCUGGCAGUCGUGACCAUAUUUAACAAGAUAUUCUCCACAAUUAACAUGUAUUUUUUGCUUUAUUCCUAUUUUGUAAUACUUUCUGCUUGUAUGUUAUUUUGACAGUAGGUGAGUGAUUGACUUAGGUUAGGGCAAAAAAGUGUUGAAAUAUGAAUUCAGGAAAGUAAAAAGAAAUAGAUGAGAACAAAAGUUGAGAGGCAAUGAUUUAUUCUGUAACCACUUUUGAAAAAUGUGCAAGUUUGUUUUCU